Peronospora matthiolae is the source of this 690-nucleotide messenger RNA. NCBI's taxonomy places the organism in Eukaryota, Oomycota, Peronosporomycetes, Peronosporales, Peronosporaceae. The record is from the annotation of a GenBank genome assembly.
AUGGUACACCUUGUGGCUGUACCAGAGACAAUCACGGCAAGUGGCUGUGCUUGUGUCUUUAUUGACACCAUCUUCCGACUUCAUGGGUUGCCCCGUGAACUCGUAUCAGACAGAGAUCCACGAUUCACUGCUGAUUUCUGGCGUUCCGUGUUCAAAUCACUCGGAACGCGCUUGAAGAUGUCAACAUCUGAUCAUCCAGAGUCAGAUGGUCAGACGGAACGUGCCAAUCGUGUCCUUGAAGAGAUACUUCGAGGAUACGUACACUCCUUUAAGAGUUGGAGUGAGUUUUUGCCAAUGGUAGAGUUUGCCAUUAACAACUCGGUGCAUGCGUCCACGACACAUACACCGUUUUACGUGAAUGGCUUGCGCCAUCCGCGUGUACCCACCUUACUAGAGUGUAACUCUGGUUUAAGGGGGGAGGGACUCGCGCGAGCAAAAACCGAUUUGGUUCACGCUCAUCACGCUCUGACGAAGAAGUCAUUGCGUUUGAUGCCGAUAUCGAUAACAUCGAUAUCGAAGAAGAUGAUGCCAGUGAGAGUGCGGGAAGCCCUCACUGAAGAAGAUGAUCCCAGUGAGAGUGCGGAAGCCCUCACUGAAGAAGAGAAGAGAUUGAUGUUGCUGCAGUGCGCUCACAGCGCACUGAAGCUAACGAGUCAUCAGAUGAGUUCAUACUGGCUCGUGAAACGGUAG